This is a messenger RNA of Plasmodium vivax (malaria parasite P. vivax), 4014 nucleotides long. RefSeq lists its product as hypothetical. The record is from RefSeq and is a predicted model, not a curated record. The transcript has 2 exons. Lineage: Eukaryota; Apicomplexa; Aconoidasida; Haemosporida; Plasmodiidae. The coding region runs from base 1 to 4014 and encodes 1337 amino acids.
AUGUGCACCCCCUGGCAGAACGCCCUCAAGGACCAAUGCAACUGGCUAGACGAAGGCGAACUGGAGAGACUCACCCAAACAGUCCACGUGCAGUACGCAUGCCAAUAUUUGGUAAAAACGAAUGGCAGCUUCUUAACCAAAGGGGAAUCGAUUUUCUUCCUCGUGGGUAGAAGCCACUUUGGAGUUGCGUCCACCAGCAGGUAUGCAAAAAAUAUGGCUGCACAAAAUAGGGCUGCUAAAUUUCAGGGGACUCAGAAAAACCCUAGUAAGGUUAAGCUGAAGAAAAAAGACAGCAGGCGUGACCCUCUGGCAAGUGCUUCCAACGCCACACAGGAGGAGAGCUUCCCGUACCUCAUUCUCAUUUGUUCCGUCUGCAUCAAGCGGGGUGGAGGCAGCUCCGAGGUGGCACUCCCUCCGGGCGAUUACAAAACGGAAUAUUCGCCGAAUGGACCAAACGUACGAAGCAGCAGCAACGAAUGUACCCCUUCAGGUGAUGCACUUGUAGGGCGAAGUGAGGAAGCCCUAUCUGACGGGCUGCACACAUUUUGCUUUUCUUUUUUUUCCUGCAAAGGGGGAAGGAGGAAAAGGCGCGCAGGGGGAGACCCCGUGGUGCGAAAGAGGAGCGAGGAAAAGCGGCCCAUCUUCAGCCACGUUGUUAAUCCCCAAGGGGGGCUUCUCAACUUGUUAACAUCUAAACUGGGCAGCGUCCCAGGAGUAGUCGCCGAUGGAAGUGUCAUCCGUGGCGGUGGUAACUCCGGUCUGCAUGUGGGGCUCUCCCCCAGGGACAUCCUCAACUGCGAGUGCUUUGUCAGGAAAAUAGGCGAAGAGAGACUCACACGAAUUGAGGAUGCAAAGGGGGGAGAUAAAUCGGACAGGGAAAGAAACCCCCCCCUCCGAGUCCUCCCUCCAAACCUUUUUCUAAACAACAGCGGGUACGACGAAUGGGGGGACUACCCCUUUGAUGAAGAAAUUCGCAAAAGGGAUAUACACCUGAGGGUGGGUUUGGAACAUUUUUUCCUUGUGUAUGUGAAGCGCAGAAGGAGGGGCGAUUUCUCCGUUGAGUGGCUCUUGGGGGGAAAAAACAAAACAAAAAAAGGGGAAACCUCAAAAGGGGCAAAAAAAUCGGAUAACACACAAAAUGGAAGUAAUUCGCCGCAUUUGCCAAGUGAAGAAAAACUGAUUAGCUGCUCCUUUAUGAGUGUAGAAGAAUAUCUUGAAAGAAAAUUAAAAAUGAAAAUGGCGUUUUUAAAAAAGAAGCUGACCAUAGGGGGGGAAUGCCCGGUAAAGGUGCUGCUAAAAUAUACAGUGACGAUCCCCCAAGUGGGGAACCUACGUGCGCCGCUUUUUUAUGUAAUUCAUAAAGUGAACGAGUUAAAGGUUAUGCCCCAUUUGGACCUAUACAUUUGCAAUGUGACUAAGUGGAGGGGAGGCAAAAAAAAAAAAAAAAAAAAAUCGAAAAGAAAUGAGGAAAACAUGGAGGAGCAGGAGAAAGAAGAGGAAGAAGAAGACGAUGGAGAAGACGAAGAUGACCCCCGCGACGGAGUGAAAACCCCUUUUUACAAAAUUUCGAUGGAAAAUUUCAUUCACAAAAUUGGCAUUCCUCCAUGCGAUAAGGACGCCGAUGAGGCGAAGGACGAAUGCACCUACCUCUUCCUCGUCGUGCCAAAAAAGGUGGAGAGGCUAAUCGGAAGGGACCUCCAUUUUGAGAUAGCCGUUGCUGCCCCGCCUGGCGAGAAAGACGCCUCCAGUGAAGAGCACACGAAGAGAAAAAAGACAAACAUACGGGUGAACGAAGUUUCGUCCUUCUGCAAAAGUUAUAACUUCAACCAGGAGGGUGAGCAUAUCGAGAUGGACGUAAAGAAUGACUCUCAAAGGGAGCAUACCUCAGGAGGAGUUGAUUCAAAAAAUGGUAACUCCAUAGUGGCGGAAAAAAAAGACAACCAAAGGAGUGUACCGAUGGACGCCCUCCACCUCAACACUUGCAACUGUCCAAAGAAGACAAAAAAAUUUACAUUUAUAAAAAAAAUCGCCAUCAAUGGCAGGAGCGACAGCACGUGGGGUGCCAUUUACGUAGACCUGAAGAACCCCCAUUUGUUCAAAAAUAUUUUCGUCAAACUGUUAAAAGUUAAGCGAAAAAAAAUCUCCCAUGAGAAAUGCGCCAACUUAAAUUUUAUCACUAACAACUGGGGGAGAGAAAUUAUACGAAAGAGGAGAAGGAAGAAAAGCGUUUUUUUUAAGCACGUAGAAUUGAGCACCACCGAUGAAUACGCCCUUCAGGUGGAGGUGAAUAUGCUUAGCCACUCUGCUCAGAAGCGGGUGAAACAGGACAGCUCACCGGUGUGUCUUCCUCAAAGGGGAAACGACCAAAGUGAAACCCCCUCAGAAGAACGUUCAUAUGUCCAUCCAAAUAUCCUCGUAAACGUUUUAUUAAACUUCUCCGAAGAGGUCUCCCUAGAGGAGGACACCUUCAACGAGGAUGUAGAAAGCGAAAUGAAGAAAUUUUUUGACUUUGGAAAAAUCAAUUUGGAGAAUAUAACUUUGGCUAGCCAGCCUAAACAUAUGGACAAUAUUUUUUCGCUAAAAAAUGACCUCCUAUUUCGCUAUCGAGGCAAUUAUGACGAGAUUUUUAGGCACCUCUCAAAGGUGUGUAGCGGUGACAUCCAGGGGGAUAUCCCCAGCGCCUUACCUUUGGGGGAGAAUUCUCACCCCUGUGAUGGAAAAGGAAAGAGGUACACCAAGGGGACUCCCAAUUGGGUCAACCCCCUCAGCGAUAACCACUAUGAUGACCUCCUAUGCACGAACGAAGCGGGAGAGACCCCCCCCCUGGAGCCAUCAAUAAGCAAAGAACAAUUUUUCCAGGCCCUGUCCUCCGUUUUAAAAUUAUCCAAAGAGACAUCGACCUACGUGGAGUCAAAACUUCUUCACGCGGGAAGCGGCAGGGUUGAGAGGAGCGCCUUUGCUCAGAUGCUCCAGGCGGUGGGGAGCGAAACGGCUUGCCUCAGCUUUGGCGCGCCGGAAAACGGGGACAAGCAGGAUAAGCAGGACAAGUUUGAGAAGCAGGACAAGCUGGACAAAUUUGAGAAGUACCCGUUCGCCAAGCUGGUGGACCUCCCCCCGAACGCCCACAGGGAAGAAAAAAAGCGCAAGGCGGACGACCCCACGAGCAAAGAGUUCGAAGCCUCCUUCGAUAGCUUGCUUUCCCUUUCCGCGGCCGCAAAAAAAACCAUCGAUGAUGUGAAGGCCUCCUACAAUUUGAAGAACAAAGUAGACGCAUUUAAAAUCAAAAUGGAUGCAGAACUGCAGCUCAGGGGAAACACCUUCUACUCCCUUGGAGGUAAAACUGCAAGCGCCACGAGGACCGCCGUUAGGAAGAAGCGUGCCCUUGUAGAUAAGACAAAAAAGGGCGCAUACAACCCCAAGGGGAAUGAAAAAGAAACAUUCCACGUGCAACAGAGGAUUGACCCCCCAGUUGAAAACCUGCAGGACCUCAUAAACGCCGUCAAAAGGGUAAACCCCUCCAGCCAGCUAAACGGCGCAAAGGGCAUGAAAAUGGAAAUCUCCAAAAUGAUGAAAGAGAGAAAGGCCUUCAUCGAAAAUGUAAAAAAUAGCGUAAAGACGAAGCGGUUUAAGAACCUCCCCCCAGAAGAACUGAAAGAGAUGCACCAAAAGGGAAACGAAUUAAAAUUAAACAUUUACAACCCUAAUGUUAUGCAGUAUAUCAAGACGCACUACCUCCUGCUGGACAGACUAAACGACUUGAAGGCCCUUCUGAACCCCUCCAAAUUAAAGAAAAGUAAAAUGACCACCCAUGAGAAGGAAACACUCAACGUAGAAGAAGCGGUGGCGGAUAAAAAACUAUUCAUGCAGCUAUUCCGGGAGUGCUCGGAUGUUAUUAAAAAUGAAAACCAUCUUCAGUUAAGCGAUUCCUAUAAGAACCUAUGUAAGGACGCUCAACAGAUUUUUAAUAAACUGAUGGAAGGCACACAGGGGGAAAAGAAGGAAGCUGCCCAGUGA